This is a messenger RNA of Tarenaya hassleriana, 1553 nucleotides long. Its product is annotated as 26S proteasome non-ATPase regulatory subunit 4 homolog. The record is from RefSeq and is a predicted model, not a curated record. Bases 138 to 1331 code for a protein of 397 amino acids. NCBI's taxonomy places the organism in Eukaryota, Viridiplantae, Streptophyta, Magnoliopsida, Brassicales, Cleomaceae. Gene Ontology annotation, biological process: proteasome-mediated ubiquitin-dependent protein catabolic process. Gene Ontology annotation, molecular function: polyubiquitin modification-dependent protein binding. The transcript is spliced from 11 exons. Gene Ontology annotation, cellular component: cytosol; nucleus; proteasome regulatory particle, base subcomplex.
CGUACAAAGCAAAAGAAGCAACCAACCCCCUCUCCAAGAAAAACCUCAAAAUCCUUCUUUUCAAGUCUAGAAUAUUACGCUCCUUCCCCGUAUCUUCUCAUCCUUCCCUGGAAGAACAACUCCUUUCACUUUCCAUCAUGGUUCUCGAGGCGACGAUGAUUUGUAUCGAUAAUUCCGAGUGGAUGCGGAAUGGGGAUUAUGCUCCGUCGAGAUUCCAGGCUCAAGCCGACGCUGUUAAUUUCAUUUCUGGAGCUAAAACCCAGUCAAAUCCAGAAAAUACGGUCGGAAUUCUAACGAUGGCCGGGAAGGGGGUUCGUGUUUUGGUUACACCAACCAGUGAUCUUGGAAAGAUCCUAGCGUGCAUGCAUGGUCUAGAAAUAGGUGGGGAGGCGAACCUUGCAGCUGCGAUCCAGGUGGCCCAGCUAGCUCUUAAGCACCGGCAAAACAAAAAACAGCAGCAAAGGAUUAUUGUCUUUGUGGGGAGCAGCCCUGUCAAACACGACAAAAAACAACUAGAGGUGAUUGGAAGAAAAUUGAAGAAGAAUAGUGUUGCCCUUGAUAUUGUUAACUUUGGUGAAGAUGAUGAAGGAAAGACGGAAAAGCUUGAGGCACUUCGUGCUGCCGUUGAUAAUAAUGAUACUAGCCACAUUGUACAUAUUCCUCCUGGUUCCGAUGCUCUCUCGGAUGUGCUCAUCAGCACGCCAAUCUUCACUGGGGAUGAGGGCGGGAGUGGUUUUGCAGCUGCUGCUGCUGCAGCAGCAGCUGGAGGUGUAUCUGGGUUUGAGUUCGGUGUGGAUCCAAACCUUGACCCUGAACUUGCCCUUGCGCUGAGAGUUUCGAUGGAGGAGGAGAGAGCUAGGCAAGAAGCAGCUGCUAAGAAGGCCGCCGAGGAGGCUGGUAAGCAGGAACAAUCAAGCUCACAGGAUGCAACUAUGACCGAUUCCACUUCUCAAGCUAGCACUAAGAAAACUGAUUUAACGGACGAAGAAAACGCUGUGCUGCAACAGGCCCUUCAAAUGUCCAUGGAUGAGCAUCCUUCUGGUCACGACGCACAAGACACAGAUAUGUCUGAUGUUGCUAUAGAUGAUCCCGAGUUAGCACUAGCUCUGCAGUUGUCAGUGCAAGAUAGUGCAAAAGAUUCAUCAGGCCAGUCGUCCGAUAUGGGCAAACUACUGGCAGAUCAGUCAUUUGUGUCCUCCAUCCUUGCAUCGCUUCCUGGGGUUGAUCCAAACGACCCUUCUGUAAAGGAUUUGCUGGCCUCAAUGCAAAACCAGCAGUCAGAGAAGCAAGACAAGGGGGAGGAAAAGGGACCAAAGGAGGAGAAAAAAUGAAAACACUGAUGUCGCCAUUGCAGGUCUGGGAGCUCUGUUGCAUUUGCUUUAUGUGUAUGUGUAUCGUGUUGCUCUCUCUUCCAAUCUAAAUCUCUAGGGGUAUAAAUGACAUUAUGUUGUGUGAGCAGUUUGACAUUUUUAUUUUUAUUAAACCUUAAAGCUGGUUUGAAUCUGAUUAUGAAAACCUUAAGAAUAUCUCCGAAAUCAGACAUACGAAUUAUA